Messenger RNA from Linderina pennispora, 1164 nucleotides. Its product is annotated as glycoside hydrolase. The coding region runs from base 39 to 1082 and encodes 347 amino acids. Gene Ontology annotation, molecular function: chitinase activity. The record is from RefSeq and is a predicted model, not a curated record. Lineage: Eukaryota; Fungi; Kickxellomycota; Kickxellomycetes; Kickxellales; Kickxellaceae. The transcript has a single exon. Gene Ontology annotation, cellular component: extracellular region. Gene Ontology annotation, biological process: carbohydrate metabolic process.
CUAAUAUCCUCCUUUCUACGAUUCGCUCUUAAUCCGACAUGGUUUCUUCUCACUUCAUCCUUGCUGCCACUGGUCUGGCAGCUGUUGCGUCCGCCGCCUACAACCCUACCUGCUCCAACAACAUCGUCACCUACUGGGGACAGAACAGCUGGGGUGGGGGUCACCUUGAUGAUCCUGCCAACUGGGAGAAGGACCUUGCUAGCUACUGUCAAGAUGACACUUUCGACAUCAUCAACCUGUCGUUUGUGACCAACUACAACCUGACUGGUCUUCCCGUCCUGAACCAUGCAUUCCACUGCGAAACUAAGUUUAACGGCACAAACACCUUGACCUGUCCAGACAUUGGUGCCGAUAUCAAGACUUGCCAGGCUAAGGGCAAGAAGAUCGUGCUGUCGCUGGGCGGCGGUGGUAUCUACUCCUACUCUCUCAGCACUGCUGCUGAGGGAAAGCAGUUCGCCGAUACUGUCUGGAACAUGUUCCUCGGCGGAUCGCACCAGUACCGUCCUUACGAUGACGCUGUCCUGGAUGGUGUUGACCUCGACAUUGAGUCUGGUGCCCAUGAUGGCUAUGUUGCCUUUGUCAACCAGCUGCGCACCUACUUCAACGGUGCAUCGAAGAAGUACAUCAUCUCUGCUGCUCCGCAGUGCGUCUUCCCUGAUGCUAACCUUGGCACCACCUUGAGCGGUGCCUGGAUCGAUAACGACUACGUCCAGUUCUACAACAACCCAUGCAACCUGGCCAACAUCAACAACCAGUGGAACUUUGACUACAAGAGCUGGGACACUCUGACCAAGGCCAACUCGAACCCGAACUCCAAGAUGUAUGUUGGUCUGCCUGCUGGAUCAGGCGCUGCUGGUAAUGGCUACUUGGAUCUGAACACGCUGCAAGCGAACCUAAAGCAGUUGUACACUAACUACACUUCGACGUUUGGUGGCAUCAUGCUGUGGGAUGCGUCGUGGUACUCGAACAACCAGGCGUAUGUCUCCAGCCUGGCUGGUUGGGUCCGUGCCAACAUGAAGUGCGGUGCAGCAGUCGCUCCUGCUCCGAUUUCAAGUGCCCCGGCCGCUGCUCCCACUGUCUGAACACCCCUGUGAUGAUGCAGUAUCCCUAAACAUCCUUCUUUUUCUUUCUUAUGAAUGGUAUGAAGAAUUUCAUCUAUAACUA